AAAGCACAAAUGGUUCAUAUUUCCAGCUUUUCCAGGUUCCCGGUCCAUGUUAGCAUCAAAAAUGGAACCAGGGGUACAAGAAAUAGUGCACUGCUGGAGAAAGGGCAAAUGUGCUUCUUCUAAUAUGCAAGGAUAUUAGCAUUACUUUAGAAACUGGGCUACUUCUAAAAAUGAUAGGAUCAUACCAUGAGAUAAAAUGGGCAAUUCCAAGAACUUUCCAUCUCCUUUCAAUGCUGUCCUUUUUGCUGUUUUUAAAACCAUUGAUUCUCACCCCACUGCAGCUUGACUCUUGUUUUAAGUUUCCACAUUGGGUUUGGCAAUCAAGGAGAAGUCCUUUUAGGGGAUGUAGAAGCUUCACAAAGCAAAUUCUCCGAGAGCAACAGUGGUGUUAGCAGGAUUUACAUGUGGGCAAGGGCUUAAUGCUGAAAGGGCAGCCAGAAAGGGAGGGGGUUUCAAAGAGAACCUGUUCUGAAACCAGACCCUUCUCUCUGGCUUUGUGAAAUGUGUCUCCUUCCUCAGGUUUAGGAAAUGGAUCCCUGCUGGGAUUUCCUUUCAAAGGUGACUUGUAACCUACUCGUUAGGGACGAGUUCUGCAGGGCACCCUCAAACGGUGUCUUUGGAAGGGCCAGCCAAAAGCUCUCUGUGCGUGCGUGCGUGCGUGCGUGCAUAUGUGUGCGUGUGCGCGCAAUUUGGGUGAGGGGAAGCACUUGCUUCUCAAAGGGUGGGGGAAUACCCACAGCAUUUGGCAGCAGCAGCGGCAGCAGCAGCAGCGAUAGGCGCUCUUGGAAGAAAGGAGGAAAGGCAAUGCUCUGAUGGGCACUAUGGCUUUUCAAAAAGACCCCAGUUCAGUAGCUCUCGAAAUGCUUCUCAUAGUCCAGCCUGAGAAGAGGAAGAUCGUGCAGAGGUUGCAGAUAGACACACAAACAGAGAGCUAUGCUUCACACCAAAGUCAAGGCUUUCAAGGGGAUGGCAAUGGAAACAACAAACUAGAGCAGUAUCAAGGAAAAGACAUUCAUGGCUAUUCAACUCAAAUGCAGCAAGUUAUUACUUCCCGUUCAGACCAAGGAACUCAUGUGACAGUAGAGGUACAUGCUAGAAAUUCCACCCCACAGUUAUUCAAGAAACGCUCUUUUGGGAAAGGCUCUCAAGAGAAAAGAAAACACAGACCCCGUCCACCUGGCUUGGAAGACCAGCAUGUUUACCCAUGGGACAAGGCCUGCUUGAAAUCCAUACCUUUUGACCUGAAGCAAUUUGAGAAACUGGACACAUAUGCAAGAAAGGUCACUGCCAAGAAUAGUGUGGAGGAGCUGGUUAAAACCUUACUCCGUGUAGCACAUACUGACCUGGAAAAAGUGAGGGCCAUUUGGACAUGGAUAUGCCACCAUAUAGAAUAUGAUAUUGUGGGCUUUUUUAAUAAAGACCAGCAGUCAUUCAAGCCCAAGGAUGUCCUUCAGAGUGGAAAGAGCAUUUGUGAAGGAUAUGCCGGGCUCUUUGAACAAAUGUGCAGUAUUGCGGGAGUGCAGUGUAUGAACUUAUCUGGGUAUUCCAAAGGACAUGGUUACAAGACUGGGCAGACCUUUACAGGAGAGUAUGACCAUGCCUGGAAUGCAGUUUAUCUUGAUGGAAGGUGGCACUUGGUGGAUAGUACAUGGGGUAGCGGCUCCAUUGAUGACUGUUUCAGCAAAUUUACUUUCAGAUACAAUGAAUUCUACUUCCUCACCCACCCCGCCCUAUUUAUUAAUAAUCAUUUCCCAGACAACAGCAACUGGCAGCUACUCAAUCCAACAGUGACAUUAAAACAGUUUGAGAGCAGCAUGUUAUACAAGAGUGACUUUUACAAGAUGGGAUUGCUGGCAGCCCAUCCAGAAACACCCAUUAUUCAAACAGUAAAUGGGAAAGUAGCAGUAGUGGUGGAGACCCGUUCCCCGAUGCUCUUCAUGUUUGAGUUGAAAGGAACAAAAGAGUACAGCUUGAUGACUCUGAAAAAGAAUGGAAUGAAUCUGGAUCUCUAUCCACAGAAGACAGGAAGUCAUAAGCUACAGAUCUAUGCCAAACCAUCCACAGGAACAGAUGAAGUCUACAACUGUGUGCUAGAAUACACCAUAGAAUGCAGCUCUGUAGACAGGAAUGUUUGCUUUCCAAAAGAACUCCAUCAACCUGUUGGACCUAGCUGGUUCACAGAGCGGCAGGGGUUCCUCAAGCCUUCACAAAAAGGCCCAGUUAUUCAUACCAAUGAUGGGCGCAGUGACUUCAGCUUCAUCCUCAGCAAAGACUUGAAUGUUCUAGCCUCACUGCAUUCAGACCAUGCUCACUUCAAUGAGGACACUGGAAGGCGGCAUAUCUUGCAAGUCUGUCAAGGAAAUCAGGUAGACUUUAAGAUCCAUCUUCCUCAUGCAGGGAAUUUUGCUCUCAAAAUUUUUGCUAAGAAGAAGUGUGAUCCAGGCAAUUUUAACUAUGUCUUCAACUACCUCAUCUGUUGCCCAAACACUGAGGUAAAGUGGCCAGUUUUUCCCCAGCAUUAUAGCAAGUGGGCAGAAGGCUAUGAGUUAGUGGAGCCUCUAGCUGGAUUGCUGCCAGCCAACCGCAACAUCAAGUUUAAACUCAGGCUUCAUAGCAUUGCCAAGGCAUUUGUUCAAUGUGAAAGCAUCUGCCCAUUAUCUCUAAGUAAGGAUGGUUACUGGGAAGGAUCUUGUAACACUUGUGGCUGCACAGAAGUGUAUGUGAUGGUGCUAGAAAAUGCUAACCACAAGUUCUACUCACACAUUUUGAAAUAUGAAGUAGAACCACAAUAAGUGGCCACUUCUACUCUUCACA
Molecule: messenger RNA, 2814 nt
Organism: Varanus komodoensis (Komodo dragon)
Lineage: Eukaryota; Metazoa; Chordata; Lepidosauria; Squamata; Varanidae
Gene: KY
Product: kyphoscoliosis peptidase
Exons: 11
Coding region: 813-2792 (659 amino acids)
Source: RefSeq, a predicted model, not a curated record